Nerophis lumbriciformis (worm pipefish) is the source of this 846-nucleotide messenger RNA. NCBI's taxonomy places the organism in Eukaryota, Metazoa, Chordata, Actinopteri, Syngnathiformes, Syngnathidae. The record is from RefSeq and is a predicted model, not a curated record.
AUGGACAACACGUCCAUCAUAACACAGGUUGCAAAUCCCAAAGAGGAAGAAAGCAUUUGCGCAAGUCAAGAUAAAGUCUCCCAGUCCAACAGCAGCCUCAAGAAGCACCGCAGUCGCAGCAUUUUCAGUCCAUUCUUCUGCUGCUUUCGCAACUACAAUGAAUACCACGUGGAUCCCCCUGCCGCCAACAACAAGACGCACGCCCUGCCGCUACCGCCGCCUCCCGAGGAGAACGGCGCUCUUCCCAAGUGUGACCAGGUGCAGACUGCUCCCAUCCCCAGUCCUCCAGCCAAGUUCCUCCUGCCUGAGGUCAGUAUAGCCGACUAUGGCAGGAACUGCGUGGUGAUCGACCUGGACGAGACGCUCGUUCACAGCUCUUUCAAGCCCAUUAGCAAUGCAGACUUCAUCGUUCCCGUGGAGAUUGAUGGAACUGUUCAUCAGGUGUACGUGCUGAAGAGGCCUCACGUGGACGAGUUCCUGCAGAGGAUGGGAGAGCUCUUUGAAUGUGUCCUCUUCACCGCCAGCUUAGCCAAGUACGCGGACCCCGUGGCAGAUCUACUGGACCGUUGGGGUGUCUUCCGCGCUCGUCUCUUCAGGGAAUCCUGUGUGUUCCACAGAGGAAACUACGUCAAAGACCUCAGCCGGCUGGGUCGCGAGCUCGCCAAGGUCAUCAUCGUUGACAACUCGCCCGCCUCUUACAUCUUCCACCCUGAGAACGCUGUGCCCGUGCAGUCGUGGUUCGACGACAUGGCGGACACGGAGCUCCUGGAGCUCCUCCCCAUCUUCGAGGGCCUCAGCAAGGAGGACGACGUUUACAGCCUCUUACAGAACCUGAGGGACAGGUAG